Molecule: messenger RNA, 2615 nt
Organism: Diabrotica virgifera virgifera (western corn rootworm)
Lineage: Eukaryota; Metazoa; Arthropoda; Insecta; Coleoptera; Chrysomelidae
Product: nuclear speckle splicing regulatory protein 1-like
Exons: 2
Coding region: 550-2154 (534 amino acids)
Source: RefSeq, a predicted model, not a curated record
UAUUUUGAUUACAAUUGUAACCCAUAUGUGUUAUUAUUUUACUCUUUUCUUUCCUAUCCCGAUUAGGAACCAUUAAGAAAUACUUAGAAGCCACGUAUGUAAGUAAUUAAUUUUAUAAAAAGCCCUGAGAUUGAAAACAUAUUGAUAUGUGAUCUGGUAAAUUAAUUAGAUUAUUAUUAAUGCAUUGAUUAAAUUAAAUGAAAUAUAAAAAUAUUAUCUCAUAUCAAUAAUCAAGAUCACAACAACUGGCGCCCAACGUGGGGCAUUGUUAAGUAUUUCUAGUGGCAAAUUUGAAGGAUAGAAAGAGUAAAGCCGGUAUUUGAAAAUUUAUAUGCCUGUGGUAAAAAGUGAGAUACUUACAUUUGAUAACAUAAAAUUUUAGAUCUCUUUAGGUACAAAUUUUACAUAACUGAUUUAAUAUUUUAUUUUUACGAUAUUUACAUUUGAUAUAUUUAUUGACAAUUUAUAAUAUUUGGGUGAGAAAAAGUCGUCUUGGUAACAUACUAGUAAAAUUUCAUAUUUGGCGGGGACAGUACUUCUUGAAAACAAAUGUCUGUGACAAGAAGCCAAAGCAAAGACAACAAAAAACAAAAAGAACAUUCAAAUCAAGAGAAUAAUUCAGACCAAGAAGAUAUUUUAGACACGACAAUCAUGGCAUCAGAACAGCAAGAAUUAUCAGGAAUAGAUAAAUUAUUACAAAUGAUGCAACUCCAGUCACAAAGAAUAGAACAAAAAAUGGAUAAAAAUCAGGAAGAAACAUCAAAGAAAAUGGAUAAAGUGGAUCAAAAAAUGGAUGAAUCACAACAAAAAAUGGAUCAAAAAAUGGAGGAAACACAACGAAAAAUGGAUGAAACACAACAAAAAUUGGAUCAAAAAAUGGAUGAAACACAACAGAAAAUGGAUGAAACACAACAAAAAAUGGAUGAAACACAACAAAAAUUGGAUAAAAAAAUGGAUGAAACACAACAAAAAAUGAAACAAGCAAUAGAAGAGAACAACAAGAAAAUGGAGGAACGCAUAGAAAAGGAAGUAAAAGGAUGUUUAACAACAAUGAAAAACGAGAUGAAAGAACAAGAAAUGAAAAUUCAAAAUAAAAUAAAGGAGAUAACGAAUUGCCAGAAAAAAGAAAUGGAAAGUUUGGAAAACAAGUUGCAAAACGCUAUUCAAGCAGACAUAGAAGAAGUGGAAAGAAAGAUUGCGGAAAUCAAUACCCAACAAAAUGUCGGAGAAAGAAGAGAAAUGGUUAUACAUAGCACAGAUGACGUGAAGAUAAGGUUUGGCGGGGAUGUAAGAAGAUUACACCCAGUGCCGUUCAUAAAUAGCCUGAAAAAGAAAAUACAGCACAUCGGAAAUUUCGAAACAGCAAAAGAAACUAUCAGAAACCAUCUCAAAUAUGAAGCAAGCCUAUGGUUCGAUAGCAAAGAAGAAGAAUUCGGCAAUUGGCAACAAUUUGAACAAAAAUUUUUGAAUUAUUUCUGGGGAAAAGUCCAACAAUUGGAAAUUAACAAGGAAUUGCAAAAUGGGAAAUACAAUGAUAGGAUGGGUGUAUCAGAAAGGACAUAUGCUUUGCAAAUUUACAAUAAUGCAAAACAUUUACAAUAUAAUUACUCAUCGGAACAAUUAGUCGAACUGAUUGCAAGACAUUUCGAGGAAACGCUGGAAGACCAUAUCACAUUGCAAAACUACAAAGACAUAGAUAGUUUAUGCCAAUUCCUACAAAUAAGAGAAUCACGUCUAAGAGAAAGAAAAUCAAGAAGGUCGCGAGAAGAUUACAGGCCCCGAGAAACACAAGAUUACAGAGAUAGAAAUCAAAAUAGGAGGGACUAUACAAGACGAGAUUUUAAUCCCAGAAGGGAAAACGAAAAUAGAGACAACGGAAGAGGAAAUUAUGAACAAAGAAAUAGGCAAUGGAAUGAGGACAGAAAUCGAGAAUACCAGAGUAGAAACAUCACACGCUCAAAUCAAGAAAACAGAAAUAAUGGUAGACAAAAUGAACAGGGAUAUCGAGAAAACCGAAACAGAUCCGACAGACCAAGAGAAAAUAGAAGAGAGGUAAAUAAUACCCAGACAGAAGAAUAUGACGGAGAGAGAAAUUAUGACGAAAAUAUAAACAACAAUGAGCAACCGGCGUCUUUUCACGACGGCGCUCACUAAAAACAAAAAAACAAACAGGAAUCUUUUGUCCCCCCAAGGAGUUUAUUAAAUUGGCAGGAAACAACGAAAAGAAAAAUGGAAUUAAUUUAAAAUUUGUGGAUGGAUUUAUCAACGAGACACCAAUUAAAAUUAUGAUAGAUACUGGAUCGGAAAUAACAUUGGUCAAGAGAAAACUAAUAGAAGAAGUUAACUUAACAAAUUUAAUUUACAAAAUACCUAGGGUAAAUUUAGUGGGCGCAAACAAACGGACAUUGGCAACUAUAAAUGAAGGCAUACGAGUAAUGGUACGACUGGGUAAGAAUAUGUAUGAACUACAAUGUGUAAUAAUGCCAAAUAUGUCACAUGACAUGAUAGUAGGAGUUGACGAAUUGGCAGAAAAACAUGUAGUGAUAGAUUUUAAAAAUAAUACGAUGAAACUAACAGAAGAAAAAGAAAAGGAACAGGACAAGGAACAGGAGAAA